CUCUCUUUACAGCAUAGUCAUAAAUAACACAACUCUUCAUCACUUGAUCACAUGUCACAUAAUUAGAGACACUAAUUACUGCUAUAAGAGUGUCAUUGGAUGGCUAAUCCUUACACUGCAGUUCUCAAACUCACUUUCAUCUUCCUUGUCAUUGCAUCCGCACCAGAACUUGGUGGAAGCAGUAAAUCAGUGACCAUAGUGAAUUACUGCAAGGAAACAGUAUGGCCAGGGAUUACACCAAGUGAGAACUUUAGUGGUGAUGGCUUCACACUGAAACCAGGGCAAUCAGCAGUGUACACCGCACCGGCCGGAUGGAGUGGCAGGAUAUGGGCAAGAACAGGAUGUGAUUUCGACAAGAACGGCAAUGGUGAUUGCCAAACAGGUGGCUGUGGUGGCAAUAUAAACUGCACCGGCCCAGGAACCCCACCUUCCACCAUAGCAGAGUUCACACUCGGUGAUGGUAAACCUGAUUUCUAUGAUGUUAGCCUUGUUGAUGGCUUCAACUUGCCCAUUGCAGUGAAAGCUGUGAAUGGCUCUGGGAAUUGCAGCACUGCUGGCUGCGACGGCGACUUGAGGAAUAACUGUCCUUCGCAGCUGACGGUGAAGAAAAACGACAAAGUCAUUGCUUGUAGGAGCGCCUGUGAUGUCUUCAACACUGAUGAGUAUUGCUGCAGAGGCAUAUAUGAGGACCCUGCUAUGUGUUCUUCUUCAAACUACUCCAAGAUUUUCAAACAAGUGUGCCCUGUAGCUUAUAGUUUUGCACGUGAUGACCCAACCAGUGUUAUGACAUGCACUGGAGCAGAUUUCAUUGUCACAUUCUGUGGAUCAAGGAAUCAAACCGUGUGUUCUUAUCAUGGCAAGCAGCUUUUAUGCAAUGGCUCAAAUUCAAAAGGCUUUAAGACAAAACCAGAUUGGUGGUGGGUCUUCUUGCUCUUAGUGGCAUAUGUGUCCAAGUUAUGCUUAUGUUAGCGAAUGGAUAAAAAGGUCAUGCAGUAAUUUAUGUGGCACAUAUGACUAUAACAACAACAUAACCUUUUCCCCGGUUGGAAUUGACUAGAGAUUCAACUAUCUUUUUUAGUAUACCAUAACUGUAAAUCAAUGUUUCUUUGUUUGUUGUUUCAUUCACUUUUGUUGAGAACAUCAGU
This is a messenger RNA of Arachis duranensis, 1145 nucleotides long. RefSeq names its product pathogenesis-related thaumatin-like protein 3.5. The record is from RefSeq and is a predicted model, not a curated record. Lineage: Eukaryota; Viridiplantae; Streptophyta; Magnoliopsida; Fabales; Fabaceae. Gene Ontology annotation, biological process: defense response. Gene Ontology annotation, cellular component: extracellular region. The coding region runs from base 100 to 969 and encodes 289 amino acids. The transcript is spliced from 3 exons.